AUGGAAUUGAAUUUUAUGCGAGUGGAUUUUGCACAAGUUGGUACGACAAAUAGAACGUGCAUGCGAGUAAUCCCAUCCGAGAAACUUGACAGAUCAAAGAAAAAGCGGCCAUUGGAGAGGGUCGUCGUGGGAAGUCAGAAUGGCUGCGUGAUUUGCCUUUGUCGGAAAAACAACGACACACAAAUCAUCUACAAAACAUUACCAGGACCUCCAAUUGAAGCCUUAUGUCUUGGCGGAGCCCUUGGCACACUUCAGGACAAAGUAUUCGUAGCCUCAGGUAGCAAUGUACGAGGUAUCGGGAAGAAAGGGAAACAGUUCUUCUCCUUUGAUACCAGCAUGGCGGAAACGGCAAAGAGAAUGUUCAUUCACGGUGUCGAUCUACUAUUGACCGGUCAGAAAAGUGUCAAUCAUUAUCACGACUGCGCUGAUGCCAAUUAUGUUCUGUGCCCCGGAGAUAUACUGGACGUCGUUUGCCUUAUAUCUUCUACUGGUGCAUGGAGUGGACGACCGUUUACCACACUUGUAGCGUGCGCGGAUGCCACUAUUAGGGUUAUUGAAGGAUCCAACAUAGCCUACGAGGUGCAACUGAGUUCAGUGCCACUGACUCUCUACUUAUUCAUGGGCGAUGGAGGUCACACAAAGCAGUUGGUGUUAUACGGUACUCGGGAUGGGAGACUUGGACUCCUAGAUGUAAAACCUAAAGAAGGUGAAAUCAAAUGGGAAAUCAACACUACUUCCGAAGGAGGAAUCACUACAAUCAAGUGCUAUCCUUUCACGGAAUCUGAUUACCCUGAUAUUUUGAUUGGAAAAGAUGACGGUGUUUUGGAGAUUUACACAGUUGACAAUGAAGAUUGUGUUACACUGAACGGGUCAUAUCACUGCGAAGAGUCGAUCACGGGGCUCGACUGUGGACGUGUCGGUUCUGAAGAAGAGAAUGAAAUCAUCAUCUGCACCUAUACAGGAUGGCUUUUUUCCUUGACACCGACCAAAUCUGGAGCUGUUCCACAGGUAACGAAAGCAGCAAAUGUAAACGUAAAGGUUCAGCAGCUAAAAAACGAAAUCGAAGAAUUGGAAACGAAAUUGAAUGAAGAACGUCUUCGUUAUGGUGAAAUGACGAAGAAAGGCGGAUCACAAUCGGCAUAUAUUCCGACUUUCCAGAUCCAUGACUCCUUUGAAUUCUCCCCUCAACAUGACGCUUAUUCGCUUACCAUCGAACUAGUCAUACCCAUCGAUUUUAUAAUUGUUCAGAGUAAAAUGCCUGCUCGUUUGGUUGAGGUGGAACGGAACGCAUCAGUUGUUUGUCAACAACCUCAAAGUGAAUAUAAUCCAUGGUCACUGCUAGCUUCAUAUAGAUGCCAAGCGAAUGUCAGUCGAAUCGAGUUACGUGUGAAGGUUGACGAAGGCACACAUGGCUCCGUUGUAGUUUAUAUUUGCCCGAAAACACAUCCGAAGACCGUUCAGAUUCGAUCUUACGAAGUUAAGCCUCUUUCUUCUCACAAUCGAGUACACUCCUUUGAUCUUAGCCGGCCACUAAACACUUUGUCGUUUUCUGGAAACUUUUCGCUUGCCGAAGCUCACGCAUGGCUGUCGAUGAUUGUACCCGGCGUUCCCACAAAACCUCCACCUUCAGAUACCGUCACCGUCAAUUACCAAUCCACUUCUAAUGCUCCAACACAGCUUCAAGCAAUUUACUCAAAAGGUUCCAUUACGUUCCGAUCCGAUUCAAUUUCUACGAUAGCCAUCAUUCGUGACAUUAUCAGUGAAGACACCACAAAUCGUCAAAUCAAAGUUCAGAUCUCAUGCGAUGUCAAUGACGCCAGUGUGGAUCAUUGCCUAAAGCUGAUGCAUCCACGUAUGACACAUCUGUUGAAUCUGGAAAGGCGAAAGCUCAUGGCUGCGGCUUUGAAGGAAUUGGAAGCGAACAGUGGUGAUGUAUCUUUCUUGUCAGAGCAAAACAAGAAGAUUCUUCAGGACCAUGACAAAAUUUUCCAGGACGCUGAAAAGGAUUCCAUUGAGGACAGCAGUAUCUGCGGAUUAUACGAAGCUCUCUUGCUGAACAGGGCUCGGCUACAUGGCCAAAAUGCUCGGGGAAAGAUAGAGGCUCUCCGGGAACUCCUUCUGAAUGAUUACUCAUUAGAAAAGGUGAUUGCAUUCUUCAAAGCAGCAAAUGACGAGUCAUCGUUACGAUAUUAG
This is a messenger RNA of Haemonchus placei, 2193 nucleotides long. Lineage: Eukaryota; Metazoa; Nematoda; Chromadorea; Rhabditida; Trichostrongylidae. The record is from the annotation of a GenBank genome assembly.